Molecule: messenger RNA, 8791 nt
Organism: Esox lucius (northern pike)
Lineage: Eukaryota; Metazoa; Chordata; Actinopteri; Esociformes; Esocidae
Gene: ptpn20
Product: protein tyrosine phosphatase non-receptor type 20
Exons: 49
Coding region: 280-7719 (2479 amino acids)
Biological process (GO): protein dephosphorylation
Cellular component (GO): cytoskeleton
Molecular function (GO): protein tyrosine phosphatase activity; protein binding
Source: RefSeq, a predicted model, not a curated record
AUACAAGCAAUUUACAGAAAGAAAAUGCAAAGUUAACUGGUACUUCAGGAAACGAAUUGGACCGUUUUCUAUUAACGCGCAGGCAGCGUAAAGUUUGGUGUCACUCACGCGUUACCUGAUGGAUUGUAGCUCCAUAGUGACAGAGAUGACGCCAAAACAACAUGCGAUGAUCAUGGGGAUUACUAUAUUGAAGAGUCGGUAAAGCGGAAGGAUAUUGCUGAAGGUUGAAGAGCUUCACAAUUCGAAUGCGACCAGGUGAGUGUUUGGCGUGUGGGCAGGAUGAGCAGCACGUUUGUGACGCUAGCGGAGGUGUUGGAGUCUCGAGGAGGCCCCCUACUGGAGGACGAGGUCUGGUCCCUCCUCCUGGGGACGGCGGAAUCCCUGGUCGACAUCUCUUACAAAGGACAUAACAGCAUGUGUAGCAUCAUAAGCCCCGCCUCCCUGCUGCUCUCGGCCACUGGAACGCUGGCGUUCAAGAACUGUGCCCUAUCAGACGAAGCGUGCACCUUUACUGCGCCAGAGAUGCUGCAAGGCCGAGCAUCCUCAACCAAACCUGCAAUGGAGAAGAUGCUUGUGUACUCACUGGGGAUGACUCUAUACUGGUCGGUCGACUAUCAUCUACCUCAGAAUCAGCCAGUCCAGCUGAGUGACCACCUAAACAGCCUGCUACUGAGCAUGUGCGAAGACCUGGCCCACCGGAGGGUCAAUCUGAACAGCAUCCUGGAGUCCUGUGAGUCUCAGCACAAAGCCUCUCGCCUGCCUCCCCCCAAUCGAGUCAUACAACAGCUGGUGGAGGACGUGUUUCAUGAAGCGGUGGACCAUGGGUCUGUGGCAGAACCCUUCGCCCCGCUGAGCGGGAGGAGUCAGAUGAUCAGAGAAAGGCUUCAUGGCAAGCAGGAUCGGUAUCCAGACUACAGUGAGGGCAGCGGGGCUGGAGCGGAGGGAAGACGCUACUCUACUGAGUCUGACAACAAGUCAGGAAGUGUCCCUCACAAGCCCUGGCGGCAGAAGCACAGGAGCUCGCUCAGCCCUGCAUACCCUUCUAACAUAGACAGACUGUCACGGGGUCUCAGGCACAGAGACAGUAGCAGUAGCUGGCUGUGCCAGGCCCCCUACGGUGGCAUCUCCUCUAAGGGCGCACCCCAAACCUCUAGCCCCUCCAUCACUUUCAGCGACUCCUCAGCCAGCCUCAGUCAGCGGAAAGCCCAGCCUUUGGGACCUGAGUUCAUUAGGAUGGCUGAUGAACCCCAGAUAAUUCUGGAGCUGCCUGGAUCUAUAGUGUCUAAGAAGGGCAGGUCUUGUUCGUCCCAGAGAGAGGUCAGUGUGGUGAUGCCUAGUGGUCAGUCUGUCUUGGUCAGAUGUGACAUAAAGUCCAGAGGGAGGGAUGUUUUCGACAUGGUGGUGGCUCACGCUAACCUUGUAGAGCACUUUUACUUUGGACUGGCCUUCCUCGAUGAUGAUGAGUAUUUUUUCCUGGACCAUGAGACAAAGAUCUCCAAAGUCGCACCUGACAGUUGGAAAAAAGUAGUGUCAACUCCUUUUCUUAUUUUUCUACGGGUCAAGUUUUUCGUUAACGACAUCUCCUUCAUAUUACACAGGCUGACGCGUCACCAGUACUACUUGCAACUGCGGAAGGAUAUAAUAGAGGACAGGUUGUACUGCAACGAGGAGACAGGCAUGUUCCUGGCAGCUCUCUCUCUACAAGCCGAGUUAGGCGACUACAUGCCUCAGCUGUAUGGUCGAAACUAUUACCAGCCAGAGCAGUAUGUGUCUAAGAGGAUGCUGGAGAAGAUGGCUCUACCCACUCUGAAGGAGGAGUUGCCGCGAUUACAUGCCAACAACGCUCAGAUGCUGCCAGAGGAGGCCGAGAUGGAAUACCUAAAAAUCGCCCAGCAGCUUCCAGAGUAUGGGAUGGUGUUCCAUCGGGUAGGCCGGGAGAAGAAGCCUGUGGUGCGGGAGCUGGUCCUGGGAGUCUGUGCCACUGGAAUUAUGGUCUAUGAGCUGAAGAACAACCUCCGAACCGUGACACGGCGAUUCCUCUGGAGGGAGACCGAUACCAUAUCCGCCAACCGUCGUAAGCUGACCAUAGAAUGCGGUGGCCCCAGUGGCAAGAAGCACAGCUUUGUGGCGGAGAGUUCCAAGAUCGCUCAGUAUCUCCUCACUAUCUGCUCCGCGCAGCACAAGUUCCACAGCGAGAUGACCUCAAGGCAACACAACCACAGCGUCGCUCAAGACGAGAACAUUGAAAAGUACCAGUCCAUCAGUCGGAGGCGGGACUCCUGCCGGAAGCGUCUGUCGUGUUCUGAGGCUAUGCUGAACAGCGUAGGCUCACUGAACAACCCCGGCCUCGGCGAGUCUCUAAGUAAGUCCUGUGACGACAUCACGGCGAAGGUGGAGGCGCGUCUGAAGCAACAGAGAGAGUUGAGGGAGGUGAACCGAAAUCUCCCCGAGCCAUGCCCACUGCCAGAGAUGAGGGAACAGCAGCCCUGGAGCACUCCAGAGACCAUCCCCAGAAGAAUGUCCAAAGCCUUGCUACAGAAACAGGACUCCGAGGCCCUUUCAGAGGCCCCCUCAACAACCUCCAUGAGAGUAUACACUCCAACCAGGGGUUCUCCAAAGCGGGAGAUCAUUUGUCUGGUCCUGAAGAAAGACCCUAAACUGGGCUUUGGGUUUGUGAUAGUGGGAGAAGACAACACAGGGAAACUGGACCUGGGAAUCUUUAUAGCUUCUAUCGUACCUGAUGGCCCAGCAGACAGAGACGGCAGAAUAAGACCAGGUGGUCGCCUCAUCUCUUUGAAUAAGAUCAGUCUGGAGGGUGUGACAUUCACAGACGCUGCGGCCAUCCUCCAGAGCAGCCCUGACGAGGUGGAGCUCAUCGUCUCACAGCCCAAAUGCUCCCUGAGGGACAGUAAGAGCUCGUUGGCUACCCCUGACUCUCUGAGGGACAGUAAGACUUCUCUGACCCCCAGUAGUCUGAGCCUGAUGUUUGAGUCCCCGACCACCUUUAACGGGACUGAGUUCCGUCCGGCGGUAGAGGAACUGGAGGAGGCUCUGGUUCUUUCUAACAUGGCCACACCAAAACAAGGCAAGAGACUUCACAUUCCAGUGGUCCGAAUCCUGGAUACUCAGGAGGUGCGUUCCAGGUCUGCCUCUAUCUGUAGUUUGAAAGCUGUGCAGCAACUGGUUGUGGAGCUGAAAAAGGUUAAUGGCAGCUUGGGCAUCAGUGUAGCUGGUGGAAUGAACACCUGCGUUCGUUUCGGGGGGAUCUACAUCAAGAGUCUGGUGCCAGGGGGUGCCGCCGAGCAGGAUGGACGCGUUCAGAUAGGUGACAGACUGCUGGAGGUUGAUGGGACAAACCUACGAGGUGUAACGCACACAGACGCCGUGGAGUGCCUGAAGAAGACCGGAGAGGUGGUGAGGCUGCUUCUUGAGCGAGAGCCCCAGGUGGUAGAGGCGGGAGUGGAUCGACCCCGCUCGGCAUCACACAGCCAAUCAGGAAGCCUCAGGAGAGACAGCUCCAUGGAGAUGACCUUGAGUGGCAAGUCCAAGGACUACAGCUUUGUCACUGAUGAUAACACUCUGGAGGUGCAGUUGAAGAAGAGUCUGUGCGGUUUGGGUUUCAGUUUCUACAUCAGUGAGCUGAACAGUGGUUCUGACGAGGGCAGCAGUGUGGUACGGAUUAAAACCCUGUUCCGGGGUCAGCCAGCCCAGGAGUCACAACUGAUCAGAGAGGGAGAUGUCAUAUUGGCCGUGAAUGGACAACGGCUCACAGGCCUCAGCUACCAGAGAGUCUUGUUUCUUCUCCGUGGGGCUCCUUCUGAGGUCAACCUGACUCUCUGCAGACCUGAUCCUUGGGUGCUGUCUCAACUGGACGCUGACACACUGGUUCCUUUUCAGUCUUCCACCCGUGAGGUGAGAUCCAAAUCUCUAGACAUCAGGCUGAAGGAAGACUACAACGAGCUUCUCAAGCUACAGCCUCACCAGAUCCACCAGUACGAUCCGGAAAACCAAGUCCACAAGGGGUCCACUGAGCCAACGCAAGCCCAAGACCAAGACCCCAGGCAAGCCAGCCAAACUGACAACUCCACCAAGCUCCACAGGGGCCUGGCGACUCAACAGAGUCAGGAAGGUCCGGACGACGAAAUGGACACAGCCGAGAACCAGGCCCCCUCGCCAUCUCCUACCCCUUCCUCAGCUACCUCCCCCAUCUCACUCACCAGCAGGAGUGACCCAGGAGACCGUGAAGAGUUGUCGGUAGUGGAGGAAGUUUCUGAAGAAAUAAACUCGCCAACCUACGUAUCCAGCCCUGGUCCCAUAUACACCAGUGGCAUUCGAGAAGAGGCGGACGGGAGUCUGACAUACUGCCUUUCAGGGGAUGGAAUGUCAAUUCUGGCAGAUAAAGACUAUAUGACAAUAAGUUCAACUUUGGACAGUCCCUUUAGCCUCACCUCAUGUGCCCCUGAGGUCAAAUCCAGCAGCGCUUCUAGGGUUCCAUGCACCACCUUCAGUAGCCCCUCCCUUCCACCCAAUUCUUCACAAAGUACCUCUGUCCAGCAGACACUGUCUCAGCCGUCCCCUCCGACGAGCCUCUCCUCCAGACUGUCUGACCUCAACGUCAGCCGAUCGGCGCAUCCACCCCAGCCUCUGCCUUCUAUGGCCUCUCCCCCCAGCCUCUCUAACCACGCCUCCAGGACCUCCGACCGCCAACGAGGCAUCCCAUCCAUAGGAAAACAUGUCACCUCCGAUCCCCAAGGCAGGGUCACCUCUGAGCGCAAACGCAGCAUCACCUUCAAGACGACCAACACCUCCAAUGUCACUCGUUCAGUCAUCCAGUACCAUUCCGAGCCCCCUGAUGUUCUGCCACCAUCCCAACCACCUCCCACAUACCAGCCCUCCCCUCUGGCUCCCCAACCCUCACUCUCUCCCCCCAUUCAGCCAGCUCCCCUAGCACUCACUAAACCGACCUGGAGGCAAGCGACCGAAGGGGAGGAGGAUGAAGAUGAAAAUGAGGACGACGAGGAUCCCAGAAAGGGAAUGAUGAAGGAGUUUGAAAUGUGUGUUGUGCUGAACAAGCCGUGGAGCGGUAGUUUUGGCUUUACCAUCACACGCAGCAAGAUGGACGACUGCUAUUAUAUCCAGGACAUUCUGGAUAACCCUGCCAGGUCGGACGGACGAUUGAGACCAGGGGACAGACUAGUCAUGGUCAACAGCCAGAAUGUGACUAAUGUGACAGACGAGGUCGCCAUGUCGAUUCUUAGGUCAUCUCCUAGGAGACUGAGUAUGAUUCUAGGCAGGGCAGUGACCAACCUGAUAGCGCCGCCUUCACCAGACACCUUGCCAGACAUCAUCCUGCACAAGACGCCCACUGGACAACUUGGGAUAAAGCUGACUGGGGGAAUCGGCAGCAGGUGGCAAGGGAUCUACUGCCAGGAGGUGGUCCCAGGUUCACCCGCCUUUGAGGAAGGAAGCAUCGAACCGAACGACAGGAUCCUGUACAUCUGUGGCAGAUGCACCAUGGGAAUGACGCUGGAGGACGCUGUGAAGGCCUGCGAGAAUGCCCCUCGUAAGGUGAAACUCAAGGCAACAAGAGACGAUCAGCCUGUGACGCCGAAAACCCACUCCGCCAAGUGGAACGGUCUCAGUGAUCUAAGGGAGUGGAAGAAGGACAAGGAACGGAAGUAUUUCACUCAUUUUGAAGAACCCACUUCACCUGAGGCUAAGACGCCUCCAGAGCAGAGUUCUGCAGGUAAAGAUGUGCCUGAGACCACUGGGAAAUUCAAACCGCGUCUUUCUGUUUCCUCUGAUCAAGAGAGCUGUAUCUUGCAGAUAGAUGUGUGUAAGCCUGAAGGAGGGGGGCUGGGCUUUGCUCUGAUUGGAGGACACAACGGGAGCGCGCUCAGGGUGAAGGAGAUCUGCGCUGGGGGCGUGGCCCAGCAGGACGGCCGGCUCAGAGUGGGAGACAUACUGCUUGAGGUCAAUGGCAUAAUAGUCUCAGGUCUGAGCCACAGUAAGGUGGUGGAUAUCCUCCGUAACGCCGAGGGAAACAUCCAGCUCACAAUCUGUAGAGACAUUAUUCCGCAGGCCAGCACAGCACCCUGCACUGAUACAGCCUUCUCAAUGGCUUCCUGUCCAGGAUCAUAUAUGACAUCAUGUCCUGGAGUGAAUAUGGCCCCUUGCCCUGGAGCAAAUGUGACAUUGUGUCCUAGAUCCAAUAUGGCCUCCCCUCCUGUGUCAAAUGUGGACGUCUUCACCGAACCCUGUGAAGGGAAUGAUGUAGAGCCUGUGUCCAACCAGACUGCCUGCUCCUCUGAUCCCCAGCCAGAGAGCCUCCCCCCUGAGGUGACUUCAGACCUGUUACCUGACACAGACAAGGACGACAUCCCCCUUUCUCCCCACCGCCUCGCUACUCCCCAUGGCCGCUCCCACCGCCUGCGGGCCCUAACAGAGGAGGAAAUGGCUAUGCUGGAGAGCUGUGACAGUUCACCAACUCAUGAGGGUUGCUGCCUGCCCAGCAAAACUGUAAAUGACUUGUUCCAUGACGCCUCGGGACGGAACCAAAACUCUGUGACUACAUUUGAAGAAACAUUGACAGGCUGCAAGAACAGUCAAUCAGACGGCUGGAGCAGUGAGGACGAGGACGAGGAUGAUGAGACAUUUGAAGCUAAUGGUCAGGAGAACAUUUCACCCUUCUCAGGUACACAGAUAGUUUCAGAAGAAGAGCUGGCCAAUCUAGCCAUAAUCAGUCCAGCCAAGCCCAGUCAGUACUCUGGCUCUCGGGUCGAAGCCCUCAUAAAGAUACUACAACAUCAACUAGACCAACACGAACUGAUCCGAGAGUUCAUUGCCUUGGAACAUAUGAAGCCAUCUGAUAACUGUCUUGUGGGGAAAGCACCAGAGAACCGGGAGAAGAACCGUUACCGGGACAUCUUGCCGUACGAUAAGACGCGUGUACCACUAGGUGAUGCCCAGGACUAUAUUAAUGCCAGUUAUAUCCGUAUGGAGGUUGGCACUGAGGAGUUCAUCUACAUCUCCUGCCAGGGACCUCUCCCCUCCACCUUGGCCGACUUCUGGCAGAUGGUCUGGGAGAACAGAUCUGAUGUGAUAGCCAUGAUGACUCAGGAGAUGGAGAGAGGCAGGGUGAAGUGUCACCGCUAUUGGCCAGAGAUAGCUAGCUCUCCACUGGACACGGGACGCUUCCAGCUCAGCAUUGAGAACCAGCAGUUUCUGGAAUACUUCCACAUCAAGAUCAUUCGUAUGGUGGAAAAAGAGUCCGGUGAGUCCCAUCAUGUCCGUCACCUGAAGUUUACCCGUUGGCCUGACCAUGGCGUACCACAGUCUUCGGAGCAGCUGGUCAGAUUUAUCCGCUACCUCCGAGCAGUCCACCAUAAAGGACCUGUCACUGUUCAUUGUAGCGCUGGGAUCGGACGAACAGGGGUGCUGAUCUGCACCGACGUCAUACUGAGUCUCAUCGAGAGCGACCUCCCGAUCAACGUAAGUAGCAUUGUGAGGGAGAUGAGACUGCAGCGAUACGGCAUGAUUCAGACCAAGGAACAGUACCUUUUCUGCUACAGAGUUUGGCUGGAAGUUCUACAUGGCAUUCUGCAGCUGCAGGGGAACCAAUGGCAACAUGAGAGCCCCCGGGAACUUAAUAUGAGCCCUCGUGAACUAACCAACCGAUGGCAACCAGACAGCCCUGUUGAAGACAAUCAAUUGGUUUGACCACUUAAACACCACCCCCUCCCAAAAUAGAGCCCUAACCCAUUUACAUUAGCAAUAUUUGAAUAUUUGGCUGUGUAAAAUAUACAUUUUGUUAGCAGUUGAUUAAAUCAUAAGCACUGUAUACUGUAUAUAGCAUACAUAUACAGUGCCAACUCCUUUGUUCAUUAAAUGUCAUGCUAAACACUUCUGAUGAUUUAAAGUUAUCAAAAGCACAUAUUGGAGGAGUGACCAGACUAAACUAUGUUUCUGAAGAGUUUUUAUCAUCAGGUUAGGAAUGUGUGUAUUAAGGUAGCUAUUUUUAAUUUAGGUCCUUUUGGGUUUUCAGAUUUGACAGCCUUUAGAGAUAUAGCGAUGUUGCCUUCUGUGUUAAGAUUUCUAACAACUGAAGUGUUACUGCUAAGUAAUUGUAUUUCAUAAUUCAGUGUUUAAUUUCCCUUAUUUAUCUAAUGUAUAUAUUUUCCACAAUUGUAUUGCACUGACAAAAUAUCAAUUAGAAACCCUAUAUGUUGUAGCACCAUAUCAUUAGGAAAUUAUGUCCUGGCUCACAGCAAUACACAGGCUAAGAUGCUGGAUACCCAAAUCUGUGUUGGAACAUCUUGAAUUAUGUAGCACAUACUGUAUAUAGAUUUAAUGUAAUAUCGGAUUAUAAUAUUGUGAAAUAAGUGCAUGUUAAAAAUGUACAAAUUCUCUCUACCAUUGAAAUGAGAAUUGAAAUAGCAUCAAGUGCCUUGUAAAGAAUUGCAGCUUUGUCAUAAUGAUAGAUAUUAGUUAUGUUGUGUUUAUUCAAAUUUGUUGAUCAUCCUUGAAGUGUGAAGCGAUUACUUUUUAUUUUCAGAUUCCCAAAAGUGUUUAUGUUGAUGCUCUACAGAUUAUCUACAGAGUAUCAGUCACUCUGUCCUAUACAUUUACUGUGUUCUGUUCAUGUCUUAUUAUCCCACAUUCGGAAUCAUUGUGUGUGAAUUUUGCAGUACUGUAGUAAAAUUGCAUUCUUGUCAUUUUGGAGACAAAUGUCUAUGACUGCUAAACAAGUGCUUAGGAAUUUGAAAUGUAAUAAAGGGCAAAUGCACAAACA